Messenger RNA from Salvia miltiorrhiza (redroot sage), 1320 nucleotides. RefSeq lists its product as uncharacterized. The transcript is spliced from 2 exons. Lineage: Eukaryota; Viridiplantae; Streptophyta; Magnoliopsida; Lamiales; Lamiaceae. The coding region runs from base 1 to 1320 and encodes 439 amino acids. Gene Ontology annotation, molecular function: nucleic acid binding. The record is from RefSeq and is a predicted model, not a curated record.
AUGACUACACAAGAAAGGCAGUCUGCACUUCUUUUUCUUUUAGAGGGCAGCAAAAAUGGCAAAGCAGCAAGGGGAAAGAUGAAGGCAGCUUGUGUGAAGUUCUCGAAGAGUCGCCGCACCAUUAGUCGUCUUUGGGCUGAAGCAACAAACCAAAAAAAUGAAGGUAAACAAGUUUAUUUGCAAAGUGCAAAGAUUGGAAACAAAAACAGACCAAAAAUAGUGCAUAUUGACAUGGAACUCAUCACAAGCCUAGAGCUGAAAAAGCGGUCCACGAUUAGGAGGUUAGCUCAAGGUAUUGGCUGUUCUAAGAGCACUGUGGGCAGGUGGAUUGCAAGGGGGCUGAUCAAAGCUCACACAUCGGCCAUACGACCAGACCUUACUGCUCCGAAUAAGUUGCUAAGGCUUAGAUUCAGUUUAGAGGCUAUAGAGCUUGAUAGAAUAAUGAAUGUGCUAAGGUUCAAGAGCAUGCAUAACACAGUUCAUAUUGAUGAAAAAUGGUUCUACAUGACUAAAGGCAUGCAUCGAUUCUACUUGGCUCCAGGAGAAACAGAGCCUCACAGGACUUGCAAGAGCAAGAAGUUCAUCACAAAAGUGAUGUUUAUGUGUGCGGUAUGCAGGCCUAUCUUUAAUGAAGAUGGUUCAGUGUUGUUUGAUGGGAAAAUAGGGAUAUUCCCUUUCACACAUCAACUGCCAGCACAAAGAGGAAGCAAGAAUAGACCAGCAGGCACAUGGGAGACCAAGCCAAUACAGUCCGUCACCAAGGAGGUAGUGAGAGACUGCUUGGUAAAUCAGAUUAUACCAGCUAUAAAAGCCAAAUGGCCUGCCAAUGUAAGCAAACAUAUUUACAUCCAGCAAGACAAUGUACGGCCCCAUAUAAGCAACUCAGACCCGAUAUUCAGAGAGGCUGCAGACAAGGAUGGGUUCCACUUUGAAUUGGUACAGCAACCACCCAACAGCCCAGACACAAAUGUGAAUGAUCUGGGCUGGUUCAGGGCUGUACAAUCCAUACAGACAGAGAAAUCAUGCAACACAGUUGAUGAUCUAGUGUUGGCUGUUCAGCAAUCUUUUGAAGAACUAUCAGCCCAGACCUUAAAUAAUGUUUUCUUAUCACUACAGGGGUGUAUGAUCGAAAUUAUGAAGGUAAGAGGAGAAAACAACUACAAGUUGCCACACAUGAGAAAAGGGGCUUUGAUGAGAGCAGGCACACUGCCCUUGAACUUGGAAGUUGAUGUAGAAUUGGUCAAGCAAGCAUUAACACAUUUAGGGCAUAUGGGAACCACUCAGGGCAUGGAUAUCCUUCAAGCAACACUUGGAUUUUGA